GGGUUCCUUCGAACCCACCCAGGCGCUGGGUUCCUUGCGAACCUAGCACCCUUGCCCGGGCUGGAACCCAGCGGCGAACCAGCUGGGUUCCAUGGAACCCAACCCUGGGUUUCGUCGAACCCAGGCAUGGGUUCAACGAAACCCAGGCGUGGGUUCGAAGAACCCAACACACCUGGGUUCCUUGAACCCAGGGAAAGCAAGGCAAGGAAGAGGAAGGAAAAAAAAAGGGCAUUGUUGGGUUCAAUUCAACCCAGGUGCUGAGUUUGUUUGGUGCUGGGUUUGUUUGUUGGAGGAAGAAGAUGAUGGCAAAUUCGUGAUGAUUGCAAAGGCUCUUCUGAAGAAGGCUCUCCAAGCUAAAGUAAGGUUGCCAGUGGAUAGAGACAUCCCUGUCAUGGGCUUCAUUAUUAAGGAAACAACUGCUGUUUGAGCUAGAUUGAUUCUAUUCAACAGUUCAUCUUUGAUUGAUCUCUCAUUCAAUAUUGUAUCUUUGAUUUGAUUUAUACAUUGUAAUAAUGAUUAGGAUAGUCACCUUGUAUUUAUUGAUUUAGUUUCCAUUCUUCUUGAACUGUAAUACAUGUAUAUAUUUCCAUGAAAUCAAUACAGAAAUCAUCAUUCCACAAAUAUCACUUUUGAUGCUCUGUUAUUCAUCAGCAGACUUGAAGAGCAAAAAGGUUCGGACAUUCUUGUAGAAGCCAUCCCUCAAUUUGUUAGGGAAAAGGUUCAGAUAAUAAUUCUUGUAAGUGCGCAAUUAGGAAACUGCUUUUUCCUCCUGGUUCUUCCUUAGAAACACAGAUGAAUAACUUACUGUGAGAUGCUUGGUGAACUCCUCGGGGAACUGGCAAGAAGCCAAUGGAAAAGCAGAUUCAACAAUUGGAGAUAUUAUACCCUGACAAGGCCAGAGUCGUAGAUAAAUUUAAUGUUCCCUU
Molecule: messenger RNA, 926 nt
Organism: Rubroshorea leprosula
Lineage: Eukaryota; Viridiplantae; Streptophyta; Magnoliopsida; Malvales; Dipterocarpaceae
Source: the annotation of a GenBank genome assembly